CGCGCAGGCGGGGCGCGGGGGGGGGGGGGGGUGCGGCGGGGGCCAUGCGGAGCCCGGGCUGAGGCGCCGCGGCCGCCCCUCGCCAUGAAGCGGCAGAACCUGCGCACGGCCGCGCUCAUCCUCUGCAUCUUCUCCUACCUGCUGGUGGGCGCCGCCGUCUUCGAUGCGCUGGAGUCGGAAGCGGAGAGCGGCCGCAAGCGGCUGCUGGAGCAGAAGCGCGGGGAGCUGCGGAGGAAGUACCGCUUCUCCGCCGAUGACUACCGGGAGCUGGAGCGGCUGGUGCUGCAGGCCGAGCCGCACCGCGCCGGGAGGCAGUGGAAGUUCGCCGGCUCCUUCUACUUCGCCAUCACGGUCAUCACCACCAUAGGCUAUGGGCAUGCUGCCCCAGGCACGGAUGCUGGCAAAGUGUUCUGUAUGUUCUAUGCCAUCCUGGGCAUCCCCCUGACACUGGUCAUGUUCCAGAGCCUGGGGGAGCGCAUGAACACCGUUGUGCGGCUACUGCUCAAGAAGAUUAAGAAGUGUCUGGGCAUGAGGACAACCAAUGUCUCCAUGGAGAACAUGGUCCUCGUCGGCUUUCUGUCCUGCAUGGGCACCCUGUGCAUCGGCGCAGCAGCCUUCUCUUAUUUCGAGGGCUGGACUUUCUUUCAUGCCUAUUACUACUGCUUCAUAACCUUGACCACUAUUGGCUUUGGAGACUUUGUGGCUCUGCAGAAGAACGAGGCUUUGCAAAAGAAGCCCCCGUACGUGGCUUUCAGCUUCAUGUACAUCCUGGUGGGCCUGACCGUCAUCGGCGCCUUCCUCAACCUGGUGGUGCUGCGGUUCCUGACGAUGAACUCUGAGGACGAGCGGCGCGACGCCGAGGAGCGAGCAUCGCUGAGGAGAGCCCGGAACAACAUCCACCUCAAGCCCAAAGAGGAGAGCCGGAGCAGCAACGCCAUAUUUCUGCCCGUGGAGGACAGGACGAGCCAGAUGAACCUCAUCCCGCUGAUGCAGGAGGAUGCGGAGAGGCAGCGGUGCCAAUCGGCCAACUCGGCGGCCGCGGUCCCCUCCUUCUGCACGUGCCUGUGCUACAGACCUCAGCUGUGCGGCAGCCCGGCGCCCUCGCACCCCGAGACGCUGAGCUGCCACACCAACCCCGUGUAUUACAACUCCAUCUCCUACAAGAUUGACGAGGUGUCCCUGAGCACGCGGGGGCAGACCGGCUCCUCCCCAGGGAGCACUUUGUCAUCCAACAGCCCUCGCUGCCGGCAGCACCCCCGGCUGCGGAGGAAAUCCAUCUAGGAGCGUGUGCCGAGCCGCACUCGGGGCUCCAGUCUUACUAUGAUGAUAAAUUAAGAACAGAGAUGUCAGGUUCUUAUUACUGCGCUCAUUUCUUCUGUUCCUUUCCCCGUUCAGUUGGCAGCCAGCCCCACGCAGGGUCCAGCAGGAGAUUUUAAACCCUGUUAAGAAAUAAUCAUUCCUUUUUGCAGGCACUGAAUGGCAUUGUUUGUCUUUGCUUUUUCCUCCAAAGUAGGUUCAAGUGUUUGGGUCUAAGAGGCCCCCCCAGUGUGAGGUCCAGCAGGCUGUAGGUUUGCUUUCACACCUCCCUGCUCCCCAAACCAAGGUCUUGAUGCCCUCCCACCCUGCCUAACCCCGGCUGUGGCUGCUGCCAGCACUUGCCUCUUGCUGCAUGGGCUGGGCUGCACUUGAUGGGAGUGUGUCAAAAGCAAAGUCUGUGUUAGUGAGCCCUGCAGCACUGGUGGUCUUUAAGCCAUCCUCUGACACCAGGAGCAGGUAAGUAGGUGCCAUGCAGCAGGCUUGCAGGGAGCAGGAUGCAGCCCUGCUGCUCAGCACAUGGGGACAGCUUCAUGGCAUCUCCCACAACCAACCCUAAGCUCAGGCUUGUGCCUGGCUCAGUGCUGCUGGAAGCUGGAGCUCCACCACCCACCCACAUACCCACCAGCUCACCUUGCCUCGCUGCAGGGAGGUCCAGCAGGCCGAGCUGGCUGGUGGGAUGCCAUGCCCCAGUCAUGGGGAAGCUGAACUCCAGCCCAGUCACAGUCCUCCUCUGGGAUGAGCCCAGACUGUGCAAAGGGCACAGCCCCAGGGAGAGCCUCCCCGAACCAGAUCCAUGUGCAAAGGUUCUGCUGCUGAUGGGGUCAUUAGCUAAGAUCACCCUUUCUUCCACCUUCUUUCCUCCAGCUGCCAGCCCAAUGAGCACACUGCUCCUCACCUCCUCCAGUCCCCACGAGCCCGUGGGUUUGUGCUCGUUGCUCUGGGGUUGUCAGAGUUGGGGGGAUCCCAUCCUGGUGUGCGUCCAUCCCCAGGCAGGAUGUGGUACCUGAACAGCCCCACCUGGGAGCUUAUUUCCAGCUGGUACCCCCAAUGUGGCCUAUGUCCAUCCCACCUUGUCUGCAAGGAGCAGCAGAGGUAGGAGCCUCAUUUCACUUUUCGUUCCCC
Molecule: messenger RNA, 2439 nt
Organism: Neopsephotus bourkii (Bourke's parrot)
Lineage: Eukaryota; Metazoa; Chordata; Aves; Psittaciformes; Psittacidae
Gene: KCNK15
Product: potassium two pore domain channel subfamily K member 15
Exons: 2
Coding region: 85-1281 (398 amino acids)
Biological process (GO): stabilization of membrane potential; potassium ion transmembrane transport
Cellular component (GO): membrane
Molecular function (GO): potassium ion leak channel activity
Source: RefSeq, a predicted model, not a curated record